AUGAGCAACCUUCAAGCGCAAGAACACGGAAAGUUGAGCUUUAGUCAAGAGAGCCCCCAAGCACUGCCGUCGAAUCAAGAUACCACCAUGUCUACAACAAAAAGCUUCCUGGACCUCGUCAAAGCGACAGACAACUACCCACUUGUCGACAUAGCGCGCCUUCCGUAUGUCGAAGAAACCUCCAAGUCCCUAUACCGGCUCCUCCUCCCCAACGAUCCCCGACCUCAUGCGUUCAUGCUCCCCUCUGUCGUGCAAAGAAUGCCUUGGACAUCAGAUUUCUCCAUAAGCCACGCGAUUCCACGCACGGUCCAAUUGCUUGACAGCUCAAAUGGCGCAGACACGGCCGAAGUUUGUAACGCAGCAUUUAGAACAGUUAUAGACGCAGCGACGGAGGCUCAAACCUUCCGGGAAUUCAACAAGGUAUGGCCGGAGGACUAUAAGAUCCUGGGCGCUAGAUACAAAGGAAGGGUCCAACUACUGCGAGCGGCGGCUGGUUUGUUCGGAAUCUCCUGCCGUGGUGCACACAUGACUCUGUACACCCGUACGGAGUUGGGGGAGCUCAAGAUUUGGGUAUCUCGCCGCAGUAGACAAAUGGUGACAUGGCCAGGCAAGCUCGAUACUACUGUUGCCGGCGGCGUCAGGGCGGAAGAGUCCCCGUUUGAGUGCAUUGUCCAUGAGGCCGACGAAGAAGCAUCGCUUCCCGAGUCCUUUGUCCGCAAACACGCGAGACCGGUGGGUGUGAUAACCUACGUUGCUGAAAGUGCAGCGGACUCGGGCGGCGAGCUUGGCCUAUGUGUCCCGGACGUACUUUUUUGCUACGAUCUCGAAGUUACCAAAGAUGUGAUUCCGAAACCACACGACGACGAAGUUGAAGCCUUCUACCUCAUGAGCACAGAGGAAGUGAAGGAGGCGCUCCUUCGAGAAGAGUUCAAGACAAACUGUGCUUCAGUCAUGAUUGAUUUUUUCGUUCGUCAUGGCAUCAUUACAGAUGACAACGAGCCGGACUAUCUGGAAAUCGUCACGAGGCUCCAUCGCCCUCUUCCGGUUCCGACAUCUGCUCUAUGA
Molecule: messenger RNA, 1065 nt
Organism: Truncatella angustata
Lineage: Eukaryota; Fungi; Ascomycota; Sordariomycetes; Amphisphaeriales; Sporocadaceae
Product: NUDIX hydrolase domain-like protein
Exons: 1
Coding region: 1-1065 (354 amino acids)
Molecular function (GO): 8-oxo-dGDP phosphatase activity
Source: RefSeq, a predicted model, not a curated record